Molecule: messenger RNA, 12469 nt
Organism: Bursaphelenchus xylophilus (pine wood nematode)
Lineage: Eukaryota; Metazoa; Nematoda; Chromadorea; Rhabditida; Aphelenchoididae
Source: the annotation of a GenBank genome assembly
AUGGGCGAGAGUCAGAUUCAAAUGGAGCUGAAUCUGAAGAACGGACCGCCGUGGGGCUUUCGGAUGGCCGCUCGCGAUAAUGGACAGGUCUUCGUUUCGCAGGUAAGAAAAACGCCUCAGGGAAAAAAAUUUAUGGGAAAAAGGAAAUGAAGCGAACACCUCUUUUAUUUUACUGAAUAAUUAUAUUUAGAGUGUGAUUUGAUGCAUUUUUAAAGCGUAGUCGUAAAUAAAUGCAAGUUCAUGGAAUUUGUCGCUCUUGGCAAUUAAUUCGAGAUUGUUUUGAGUGAAGUAAACCUGCAUCGUAUAAGGAGAAGUCUGCAGAAGAAAAUGGAUUUACAACUUUUCUUUUAUUGAAGGGAAUUGAAUUGCAUUGGCAGAGAAUAACACUGUCAAUUUACAAAAUUGAAGCAGUUUUGUCAUCAAAAAUUAACUUUUUUUACAAAAAAUAGGUUCCUAACUUUGCAAUUACUCUUUAUUUAAUGCCAGGUCCUUCUGAAUGGUUGUGCCGAUCAAGCCGGCCUCGAAGUUGGUGAUUUAAUCGAGAAGAUGGCCGGCUGUCCGAUGACUGAUCUGGAAAAGGCCCAUGGUGCUCUGCGAAACGCCUCAGGAACGCUUUGUUUGGCCAUUAAACGGUUCGUUUUUUGUAUUUUUUGUUUGUUCGCGUUUCCAAAAAUGACUUGUUUAUAAAGUGUUGCAAAAACAGGAAGAGUUCUGUGGAUUCUGUAGUAGAAAACAGCUGAAAAGUGAGGGAAUUGUUGGAAAAGAAGGGGAAGAUCCGGGGGAAAUUGAGUCAAGACCAAAUUUGAAUAUUUUUAGGGUCAAUUUGGGGAUUUAAAAAGGAAAAGGAGGAACUGGAAGGGCUUCAAAGUUAUGCCCCGAGGAAGUUUAAGGUUUAGAGAUGUUAGAUUUAAAUAAAGUCUUGUUUGUCUGUCAACUUUGACUAAUUUUUAUAUUGUUUUAGUGAAAACAACGACUCGGAUAUCAGCUUAAUCAACGAAAACGACCCUCCAAAGCCUCUGAAGCCGUUUGAAGGACAAACAGAAGGCCAGCGACUCCAACAUUACCCAUUUCAAGGGGCCUACCUUACCACAGACGGUUAUAAAAUAACUUCUGAGCUCAUCCAAAGCUCCGAAGAUCAUCAGAAAACCCCGGAGGCAAAAGAAACGCCAAAGAAUUUAAAUUCAACCCAAUUCUUAUCGGAAAAUCGACCAGAAAAGACAACUUCAGGGCAUAAUUUGACAGUUCAAGAUCACCUAACAGUCGACGUGCGACAUUCUCAGUCACCAAUUUCAUCAUCGCCCAUUCAGAGUCCAGAAAGCCAUCAAGCCGAGCUCAUCAAUAGCCCUGGAUCUGUGGAAUCUCAUAAACAAGCAAGUCCAAUUCUUGAACGGAGUCAGAAGAGUGCUUACAAUAAUGGACAGGCUCUGAGUCAAGUCUCUCCUCAAGGUUUGCAACAGCCAGUUCAAGUUGAUCUUCAGAAGUCAGUGACUUAUCAAGGGAAUAAUCAAGAGAAGAACCCAUCGGCUGGGAGGAGAGUCCUCAGUCCAAUUCCAGACAACAGUCAGAAGAUUGGUCAAGAAAUUGCGGUACAUAACCAACAAAGGCAAGCCAGUCCUUUGACUAAUAAAAAAAUCUUCGCCCAGCCGACAAGUCCUGUAGCUCAGCCAAAGUUUCAACGACCGCCUCAACUUUCUACUGUAACUCCUUUUCAAGCGUAUCAUCAAGCGUCAGAGAAUCUUGCAAAGUCUUGUCAAGACUUGAAACAAACUUCUGAAGGUUUGAAAGUUGAGGAGUCACAGAAUAAGAGUCCAUUGGCUCAAAGGAAACUCCCUCCGGAAGUGUUGCCCAAGCCUCCAGUUGUUUCAAGAAAACCUGACGCUGAGAAUUCGUCAAUUGAAUCAAUUGAUCCCCAAGAACAUCAAGUCCAAUACUUGGAGCAACAAGAAAGCCAAGUCCAACAUCCUCGACCUUCCUUGGCCACUUUAGAAGCUAAACUUCAACACUUUGAAGAGAAAAUCCGUGAAGCCGAGAUCCCGAAGACUGCGACGAGGCCCGACGAUAUUCCUCGGGGCCGAAUCAACCUACAGGUCGGAGCCAACGACUCACCCAAGGCCCCAAGAUCCGUCUCUUUAGUUGCGGCCCUUUCUCGGAAACCCCCUCCGGCACAGAAUUAUUUGGGAGGAUUCAGAGGAACAGCAUCGGAUAAGAAGAGAUUCUUCGAGGUUCAAGCAGCUCGCCUUGCAUCCCCGCCGAGAAAAAUGGGAAAUCGAAGAAGCCGACCAAAAUCAGUGACGGGUUACGGUAGCAGAACUAUGGCCAAUACUCCCAUGUUUGACAGGGAUUACAGUAGUUAUUAUGAGUAUCGAUCCGAGAAUUCAACGCCUGUAAAGUGAGUAGGACACUCUUAAAAUCACUUUUAGCUAAUUUUGAGGACUUUGGGUUACUGUAACAUGAAAUUUUUAGUUAUUUCACUCCUCCAGGCAUCCAAAUACCCAAAAAUAAUCUCAGCCACUCCAUUACGGCGCCAGGUAUGUCCAUUAAUCCCAAUAAAUAACCUGCAAAUGACACAUCAUCCUUCAAAAAAAGAUAAUUCCCAUAUUUUGUCAGCUGUCUUCUUCUGAUCUUUUGACAAAUGAUUAUUUUAUUUUUUUGUAAAUUUAAUUAUAAACAUUUAGAGAGCAGUUCGAAUAUCUGGAAUGGAAAUAGUAAACAGACAAUGGAAGAGGUGGAGCAAUCCCUGAGAACGGAGGGAUACCAGGAGGUAAAGUUAUAUUACCGUUGCCGUUUUGGAAGGAAAGGUCGAUGUUUUGGAUAUCAUUUCGAGUCAUUUAUAUAUCACUUGUUGUUACAUAAGUCUAUUUCUGACCGAAUCCUUAAUUUCAGACCGUCGAGAAUUCCCAGAAUUCGAAAAAAAUAGCCCCGACACCUCCGCCGAAGCCAAAAUCACGCCCAAAUUCUUGUAUUGGCAUGCCCGUGAAUGAAAUGACCGCAACUCCCAUAAGUUAUCAUGUUCAGACAACUCAGACUGGGCUUGUCAACGACAAUAACAACAACAUUCAGGGGGAAAAUAAAACUGAAAUAAAUGGAAAUAUUGCUGAUAAGGAGAAGAAAGAAGUGAUCGUAACAAACAGAUCCGUCGAAGUUGAGCCAGUCGAACAGAAACCAGUGCUAAGCAGAGUUCAGACGCCCGUGAGAGAGUGGAGCACAAUAACGGCAGUAAGGAAGGAGGUAAGGGGAUCAGUUAUAUUUUUUAUGGUCGGAUAGGUAGUACAAUAUAAAAUUUAUAGCGGAAAUUGACUCUGAGUAAGUAAUAAUACUAAUAAUGACAUUUAAGCGUAGUGUAUUGCAAAUUUGACAACACUAAAGUCAAGAAGAAGUAAUUUCUUAUAUUAUCCAUGUUCAUCUCCCACUUCCAGAUUCCAAUUCUCGCCCAGCCUUACUCCCCACCUCCUCAGAUGCCGAGAUUUGAUUCUCCAGAACCCCGAGUAUCUAAUAAUUCGAAUGUUGACCAAAUUCGGUGAGUUCUCUUCUUCUCAUUUGUAAAUUAUAAUAAUAAGAAAGGAACGGUCUUUUAUCAGCAAAGCCAAAAAGAUAUACUUCUGAUAGGGUCUUUAUUAUAAUUUUCCGGGAGUUUCUGGGACUUUAUAAGACUCGAUUUGAUAUUUAAGUGGUUUAAAAUACGGUUAGAUCAUGAAUUUUGAAAGUGAUUUCGGAUUUGAUGACAGGUAAUAAAUAGUAAAUUUAAUGGUAAUAUAAGUUUUUUUUAAAUUUAGAUACCCUUUAUGCCAAAUAUAUUAUUUUCAGCCCAUUGUCUCCCUCUCAGCCAUCUCUUCCAUCGCCGAAUGCCUCUUCGGACACCGGAUUUGCCUCAAAUCUCUCAACUCCGCAAGUAAAACCUGAAAAAAAAGUGACACCCUUGGCACCCCAAGAUACCAACGAGUCCUCAAAAAGCUCUGUAGACUCUGCAGUCCCUCCUAUUAACACUUUGGAGCUGAUUACAAAGAAUGGAUACGCCGCUUCUUGUGAGGAGACCGAAGAAGAAGGGAUCUCACCGAUGAGGAAUGUGGAUGACCCCAAUUGGUACAAGGACAUGUUCAAGAAAAUGCAUGUAAUUGAUGGAAAUGGUGAGUGCAGAGGGCCGGGAUACUGUAAUUUAUGGGAAAAUAAAGAAAUGAUGAAUUUUCAAAUUUUGAAUCGGAAAAAUCAAAAGAUUUAUUUAAAAAAAUGCGUUUUCGUUGAAAAAACAUUUGCGUUACAGUAAAAAAAGUAGCCUUAAACAAAUCUCAAAGCGUUGGCGAGGUAUGUCAAAACAAAAAGUCUCACAUUUCCGCUUUAAAAACGUCACGGUGACCUAUUUUUUUAGAAAAAAUUUUAAAAUAGGUAUCACUUCUUUCGUUUGCUUUUUUUUAUUUUUUACCUCAAAACUGGAAUGUCUGUAAAACGCAAAUACAUUAUUUACGACCCCUUGCUCUUAUUCUUGCAGAUCGUAGCCUAAGGAAACGUGACUUUUUGAACUUUUUUUUGCAUUAUGACGUCAUCACAAAAUCAACCACAUAAGCGUAUAAUACCCUCAAAACUCGCCUCAAACCUCCCGCAGUUAAAAAUUAAUAGUUUUACAAGAUUGUAAACCAACCUUUUAUCGCAUUGACCCGAUUACUUUUACUAUUUUUACAGCUUUUAUUUACUGUGCUUUCCAUUUUUUAUAAAAUAUUAUAAUUUAUUUUUAAAUGACCAAAGAUGGAAAUGAAAUGGUCCCGGAAAUUCUUUUUCAGAAACAAAAAUUGUUUUAAACCCCCGAGGGCAUAUAUGAUUGACAGAUUAAAAUGGGGAUUUUUUUAUGGAUGUGACCCAUCUUUCGGGAUUUAUUUUAAUUUCGUAUUGGUCUAAAAAGGACGAAGUUACGAAGGAUUUACAUGUAGAUAGGAUGAGUGAUUAUAACUGUAAUUAUGAGGAUGAUGAUGGUAAGAAAUUUUGCAUUUUUCGAAAGAAAAUAAGUAAACUUUUUAAAUUUUUUCCAACUAAAAACCAAAUUUUGCAUCUUCAACUUAACGUCACCGGACGGCAAAUUACUCGAUUUUGGAGCUAAUUUCAAAACAUUAAAGUCACCGUAAAGUACUUUUAACUCGAUUGGAAUCUGUCCUAACAUUUGAUCAGCGUGAUAUCAUGACUUGAACUCUGAAAGGUGACUGGAAAUUAGAUUUCGUUUUGCAUGAAUUGGUGCACUGUGCAGAGGAUGACCGGGUCGUUGUCUUUUUUUUUUGUUUUUCACAAUGCAAUGAAUAGAGGUCUUUCUUGACGCCCCUCGCACGGUGCAAGGUGUUUGAUGUUUUGAUUUUGCACCGUGCAGUAAACAGCAAACGUUUUUUUCUUUGCACAGUGCGGAGGGAAAACGGUUUCUGACAUCGUGCACUGUGCAGUGAAUGGUCAAAGUUGUCCUUAUGACUGCAGUGUUACUAUAAAUAGUUCUAAAAAUUUUUGCUGGAUUAAUUUUGCAACUUUGCCGGCCUCUUCUAAAGCCUUUCUGGAAUCACUUUCAGAUCGUUUCACGGUCGCUGACUCUUCUUUUUUCCCCUCCUUCACGUUCUAAGAGAUCGCAGAAAGAACAAACAAAGAAUUUCCCUCCGAAUCUGUUCCCUCCCCUCUCCGCGCACCCUCUCUUCACCUGUCUGAUCUCUCUUUAUCUCGUUUUAUCCCUCGGAUCUGGCUGAUCUCGAAGUUGCGGGGCCAAGUCGCCUUGUUUCCGCCAAAUCUUUUUUUAAAACCCUCCAAAGUGCGUGAGACAAAGCGACGGGAGUGACAUGAUACAGCCUGAAGAGAGCGGGGGAUCUCUUAUUAAAUUAUUAUAUUAUCCAUUCCGUUUUAUACGACAUCUGUAGAGCGAAAAGGGUAGUUCGAAAGAAAUAAAUUUUUUAUUUCUUUCAAAUUCUGGGUUUUUUGGAUUCUGCAAGAUUUUAAGAGGUUCCAGACGAGAUUCUUAUGUUAUUCUGCGCUUAUUGUUCCCUUAAAAUCCCGAGUUUGGAGGUAUUUUUUCAAACAGUGCUGUGGAAUUUACUUACUUGGCCUUCAAAUUGAGUUUCGAAUAUUAGUUUAGGCUAAAAAUUGAGAAGGGAACUUCUCCAAAGACGCACCCAUUUUCUUCAAAAUUUACAGAAAUGGUGUAAAUAGGCCACAAAUCAAUUCUUGAAAUUUUAAUCUUUUUCUUUGCAAGGAGAGCCAAGAUAUACAACAAAAAUUUUUGGCGAAAGUUCAUGAAAAAUGAUGAGAAACGGCAGAGAAAAAAUAUUUUUUUUUGUUCUUACUUCUUUCUUUAAUUUUUUGGCGGCUUUAUUUCGUAUAGACUUUAAUUUUUUCAAAUUAAAAUUUCAAAUAAAAAAUUUGCAUUCCAAUAAAAAUUUGUUGGUGAUUUCAAUUUCGGGCCAAAAAUCGUAAGUUGCUCCAAGAAAAUUUCAAUUUUUACUUUUGAAAAAUUUGAAUUUUUUUUGUCUGGUAUAUUAUAUAACACCUGUAAUCCCAUACCUGAAAUCUCCAAGAAUUUAAUACCCGAAACUUUUUGGAAUAUUUAUACUUCCUCCGGCUUUGUUUGCUUACUUUUAUCCUUUUUUGGCUCGCCGGAAAGGUUUUAUUCCCAUAAAAAGAUUACUGAUAAUGCUUGAAAGGUUCAACUUCCCCCUACUAUCUGUUAUUGUUUGUAAAUAUUAACAAUCUUCUCAUCUAUUUGCAAGAGAACACUUCCAAGUGCGCCGCUCAGAUUUCCUUUACAUUUUUCAUACAGUUCGGGCAUAGGCCGCGUAGUAAUUCUUGAAAGUUUUAGCUCACGCUUUGCAGGCUCAGCAGAUAUAUUUAACGAUUUUUGCCGCCGAGAGAGGACGCGAAACGUGGAUAGCGGCCGGAGAAAAACACUUUUAGGCCAUGUCUUUGCCAGUUUCGUACGGAAAUUUUUUUUGUGGAAACAAUGCCCUCUCUGGUACAAUUAGACAUGAUAGUUUUAAUACCAAAAUUCACGAAGAAGUGCCGCAUUUUUGCCGAGUUUGGAUCUAAAAAUCUCUGUUUGUUUCUGCAAAGUGCGAGUCCCGUAAAUUAAUCUAAAUUUGUCCCCAGUAUCAUCAAAAUCUGAGCGUCGCACUUGUUGUAUUUUCUUUAAUUGCAUUCUUCUCGUUUCUUGGAGAAAAUUCAAAACUUUUUCGCAAAAAAAAAUAAACGAAAAAGGCUUGGCCAAGCCCCUUGGAUGGCCACGUUCCCUUCUCCAGAAGCCUUUUUAUUCAUAUUUUGGAGGGAAAAGGUCAAAACAUAUGUUCGAGGACCUUCUUCAGCUAAUUGCCCCAAUUUAUGGCAAUAAUAAUAUCAAAGAUCUUAGGAUUUUAAUAAAAAAAAUAAUUUAUUGCUUUAAUUCAUAAUUUUUAUGACAUUCCAAGGUUUUUCAAGAAAUGCCCGCAGGGGAUUUCCUAUGAAUAUGUUGCUAAUUGCCCUAUUUUUGCCGUAAAUUCCUUAGGAAGUAGAGGUUUUUCCAAAAUUAUAUUAUUUAUUUUAGUCAUCGCUUUUGAGGUUUGGGCCAAAAAAGUAUUUAAUUCUGGCAAAAUUAAUCGUUUCAGAGGGCCGGUCAAUCCUCUCGGAGCGUCUUCAGCGUGAUCAACACCUUGCUCCGGUCCGUUCACCUCUAAUUCCAGUCCAAUCCAACCAAUUCGCCCAUUCAACCGAGGAUUUGGGCGGAUUCGAAGCCGAUCCCCCUCGAAUUAGAGCCCUAGAUCAAGUGAGGAGUCCGACCGACGACUUCUUUGCCCAAUCAACCCAAGAUUAUACCAGACCUCAAGACCUCCAAGUCCAAGAUCAUCUCCAAAAAGGCGAAGAAUACCUGCAGCAAGUGCAGGAUCAGCUGGAAGAGGAGAUGAAUGGCCGGAAUAGCCGGUCCCAGAGUGUGCCUAGACGCUAUGAUCCCGUCGCGGAUAUGGAGAUCGUGGAUCGAGCAUAUCAGACGAGGAAAAGAUCGGGAAUUGGGAAUGGGGGGAGGUUUUACUCGAGUCAGCAGUUGAAUGGAGACGAUGCAAGGCUCAGCCCCUUUGAUGAGAGCUACGGUAAGACUUUUUAAGGAACUUUUUUAGUUACUAAUCUCGAGCUUACAACUAGAAAAUCGGGUGCUUAGACAUUUCUUUAUCUUAUUUUGUUUUAUGUUAGCUAACUUAACGAUUUGAUUUAUUAAUCCAAAUGUAGCCCUUGUAAUCAUGGUUUAGGACUAUUUUUUGAACUUAGAUUUACCUUGAGUACUAGUAACAACCCUUUAACAAACUUCUGGCGAGUCCUUAACCAUUUGCAGAAGAGAUUUACAAGAACGCCGGGGCGAUUGCUCGGCUAGCCACCACUCCCAACAUCUCGGUCCGUCGCUCCUCGCCCUCUUCUUCCGUCUGCUGUCUCUCCCCUCCUCCCAAAGUCCCUCCAUCCCAUUUUCAUUUACCUGCUCACCGCCUGAGACUUUAUUCCGAGGAUCGGCCCAAAAGUGCCUCAGGCUACAAUCGAUCAGUCCGCAGUCCAGAAGUCAGUUGGUUGGAGGUGGAGGAGUUCAGCGAGAGGCUGGGGAAACCUGCAACAAAGCUGCGAUGGAAACAAAGAUCGCUGGAGAGUGUGGCGGAUCAAGUUGUUCAACAUCAGAUAGAGGAUAAACUGGAUAAAGCUUCGAAAGACCUGGACAAACUGCUCAAUGAUCUUCAGAACCAGCAUCUCAAGGCACUCAGGGCUGAUUCCGGGGCUUUUUGUUCGAGCAGAUCCACAAGUUCUAAUGAAUUCACAGGUACUAACAUUGCCGUGAUAUUAGACUUGAUAUAACAGAUAUUGUUGAUAAAAUUAAAUUACAAGUACUGUAUUUUAGGAUUUCUUCAAAACGGAACUGCUACUUUGUCCAAGGGAGCCCGCGAAUUGAAGAGACUGCAGAAAGAAGAGAUGCUCAGCAGACAGAGAGCUGGAAAAUUGACUUCGGAAUUGGACGAUCAGAGGUCCAGAAGACACGGAUACAUGUGAGAUCGCUAAAAAUAUUAUUUUUUAUAUCAUCUAUGAUUGAAUAAUCUGACUAUUUUUUAGUCCAAACGUCUCCCCCGCCCUCCAAAACAACUACAAUCGUCUGGAUCAGCUGCUGGUCGACUUCGAUCAGCCUCGGCGACCAGCAACUUCUUUAAGUGCCCCGCAACAAAGAUUGAUGCACUCAGCCUCGGCUCAUUCGUUGAAUCGACGACCGGCCACCAGUAAUGUAAUCACUUGCACCGCGCUCUACAAAUUUGUUGCUCAACACCCGAGGUAAGACUCGAAGCAUCACGUAUGAUUUCGAUGCCCAUUACAAUAUAAUUUCAAUCUAAAUCUGUAAAAAAUGAAAUGCUUAGGGUUCCUCCAAAUUUUGCAAGUGAUGUUGGCCGGUUAUAAAUUCCCAGAACUGUUAGCUUUUGCACCCAAAUGUCAGCCGAGAAAUUCAAAAAAAAACCUUCUCUAAUGUCAUCAAUUUAAUCUUCAGAGAAUUAUCGUUGAAUCGAGGUGACGUUGUCCGAGUCCAUCGAGAAGUGGACGAUCAUUGGUUGGAAGGAGAGAGAAAUGGACAUAUUGGGAUAUUCCCGGCCUCCUAUGUCCAGGUAGGCAUUAUCCUUGACCUCUGACCUUGCUUUAGAUGGAAUCUGACCCCACAACCAGCGGGAGGAAUCGAGUUCGUGCUGUUUAUCCGUUCCAAGCCAGGAAUCCCAACGAACUUUCGCUGAAAGCGGUGAGAUUUAACAAAAAAAUAUCAAAUCUCAUCAAAAUUUGAUACUUUUACAUAAAAUUUUGUCGUAUUUUAGGGUGAAAUCCUCAAACUCCGCCGAGAAAUCGACGCAAAUUGGGUGGAAGGCCACAAUUCGCAUGGAGCCAUCGGAAUUUUCCCGCGGUCUUAUGUCCGCGACCUUGAUUUGGACGAUUCCGACUUCUCAUCGGGCUCUGGAGGGAUCCCAGAUCGACCGAAAACACCUAAAAUCCCCUUCUCCAGCAGCAACAACACCUUCAGCAGGUCAGUUUACAUCGUAAUAUCAUCUAUUUUUCACAAAAAAAUAUUAUUUUUGCAAAAAAACUUGAUAUUUUAUGCGGAAUAUACGUAAAAAGCCGCUUUAUUACGUAAUAUUCGGCCUGUGAAUGAGUCAACUGAGCAGAGAUUUGAAUAAUUACAUCUUCCCUGUGACUUUUCCCUCCGUUUUUGUACGAAAUUUGACGUUUUCCUCCAUUUAUUUUGGGAAAACCUGUUUUUUGUCGUCGAAUUUGCAUAAUUGGUGUGAAUCCAGCCUCCACCUGUUCGGAAAAUGGCUUUAAAAGUUCGAGCCCAGCGCCGAAAAUGCCUGUUUACAGGCCUCGGACUAUGAAUAAUAUCGCGGGAUUGUCUGAAUCAGCCUUUUUUAAAUACCUUAGGAGCUGAGUAAUUGGCCAUUUUUAAAGUUUAUGUUUAUUUAAUGAUCUGUGGAAGAAAACAGUGACUUUACAGUUCGAAAGUCCUCUUAUGACUACCGCUUUACAGUGUUUGUUUAUUUGGAUCACGGGGGAUUGUGUUAUAAAAACUGGGACCAGCUGACUUCUGCUUAUUUAUGGGCAUUUUAAUGGGGCAGGGUAAUAUGAUUGAUGGCUUUAUUCAAUAUGCUGCUUGGAUAUUAUAAAUGGAGCAAAGGGUCAGAACAAAGACCGUCGAGGAUUAUUUUAUAAUCAAAUCCCAGAAAUUUUGUCACGGUGACACUUUUAAUUUACAAAAUUGGUGGCUAAAUUGUGAGUCUGAAGUAUUAUGAUGGCUACAAAAAGUCUUAAAAAAAUUUGGGCGGUCAGAUUUCCUCGUAGAUCAGUGUUUGCUUACGGUCAUCAUAUUUAUUCCUGGCGGAUAAUAAUACUAAUUAAAAUGGGUGUGUUCUCUUAAGGCACAGUGAUUACACAUGUCCGCUUCCCUCCCCGACGAUUGUCAAUCAUCUGAGUGAUUUCUGGCCCUCUUUUCCCAAACUUUUCAACAUUAUCCAUCAUUUCUUUGAUCUGUUUACUUCCAUUCAAUCCCUUUGAUCCGGCAAUUAAUGAGAGGGUUUAUUAAUCGCCUCAGGUCAUGUGCUUCUAUUUCCUGAGAGAAAUAACGUAGUUCUGGGCGAGAAUAGCACUUUUUAUUUAUUUAUAUUGUAGUAGGGAAACGUUGAUGAUUGCGGGCGAAAGACAAGAGAAUUCGAUUCCAAAUCGACUUUUGAUGCAGUAUCUGAUUACAAAUGCAUAUUAAAGUCCGAGGUUCAAAAAGCCAGAGCGCAAGCAAGGAUUGUUAUCGUUGCGGGACCCUGCGCGGCUGGCCUCUCUCGCUAAAAAAUAAAAAAAAUUUUUAUUUGUUGUUUGUAAUGGAUCAUGUAAGGUGAAAGAUGAAUGAAGAUCGCUGAAAAAGGUAUGUUUUUUGUGUUUUCUGAUUUAGGGCAGCUCGGCAAAAAUUUGAACGACAGCUGAUCCAAGAUUUUUUGUGUUUUGGGCGAAUGCAGGUAAUUUUGGACAUUCCGAAGCAUGAAAAUGGGUGUAGCUUUCCAAAGAACCAUCCAGGAGUGAUGUUGAUCGAGUUUUUGCCAAGUUAGAGUCAAUCCCUUCAACAAACUACCUAGUAUAAUAUAAUUUUUUCCAGGAUUUUGAAUUGGAAUGCAGCCAGACGGCUAAAUUUCACCGCAAGGACUCGUUGAAGCCAGAAGAAGAGACGACACCAUUCAAAUUCCAUGUGGAGUGGCUUUUUCCGAAGCUGAUGUUCACAUCGAAAAGGUGAGUCUUUCUUGGUUUUCACCUUUUAGGUAGGGAAAUCCAUUGCUCCUUGAGCAAGGCAAUAGGUAUAGCCUCCCAAUCAUUCUAUCUAGAAUGCGGUUGCUUCAUCUUGCGCCACAUCAGACCCAAUGUUUCUCGUGUAAUAUAAUUUUUACAGGAAAACCGGCCCAUUCGCCUCCCAUGCCCGCCGGCCUCAUCUAAAGAGCUCAGUAAAGACAGGUUCAACAAUAUCCAGGUCAACGGUAUAUUUUAUGAUUAAUAUCAAAACAUUUGGUGUGUUUUUACAAUAAUAAAUUCGGUUCUCCUCAGUGUUUGCCAUCGAUGAGAGCUUCUUUAUCGCCCAUAUACUGUCCCAGACGUUUCGCAUCGUCGAAGCUUCGCGGUCGGGGAGCGUUUUCACCUGUAAAAAUUAUAUUACACUGGAAACAACAGUGGGCAUGAUGUGGCGCAAUAUGAAGCAACCGUAUUCCAGAUAGCAUGUUUGGGAAGCUAAACCCAUUGCCUUGCUCAAGGAGCAAUGGAUUUCCCGACCUAAAAGGUGAAAACCAAGAAAAACUCACCUUUUCGAUGUUGACAUCAGCUUCGGAAAAAGCCAUUCCACAUGGAAUUUGAAUGGUGUCGUCUCUUCUUCUGGCUUCAGCGAGUCCUUGCGGUGAAAUUUAGCCGUCUGGCUGCAUUCCAAUUCAAAUUCCUGGAAAAAAUUAUAUUAUACUAG